Messenger RNA from Gracilinanus agilis (Agile Gracile Mouse Opossum), 966 nucleotides. RefSeq names its product mitochondrial ribosomal protein L49 (gene MRPL49). Gene Ontology annotation, biological process: translation. The record is from RefSeq and is a predicted model, not a curated record. The coding region runs from base 1 to 513 and encodes 170 amino acids. Gene Ontology annotation, cellular component: mitochondrial large ribosomal subunit; ribosome. The transcript is spliced from 4 exons. Gene Ontology annotation, molecular function: structural constituent of ribosome. Lineage: Eukaryota; Metazoa; Chordata; Mammalia; Didelphimorphia; Didelphidae.
AUGGCGGUGGCGCUGGCUGCGUCUACCCUCCGGGUCGGGCUGAGGGCUUACGCGCUGCGAGGACGCCCGGCCUGCGGGCUCCGGUGGCAGAGCCAGAGCCAGGAGCCAUUUGCCUACCCUGGCAUAGUGGAGUCCACAGAAGAAUAUGCAUUUGUGGAACGCCUCAUCCCUCCCACUGGCAUCCCGGCGCCCCCCAAACACCAGAGUUACCCCACGCCAAGUGGCUGGCAGCCUCCAAAAGACCCUCCACCCAACCUCCCCUACUUUGUUCGUCGCUCCCGGAUGCACAACGUUCCCGUCUACACUGAGCUCACACAUGGCAACCGACAAAUGACUCUGAUCCGAAAGGUGGAGGGGGACAUUUGGGCCCUGCAGAAAGAUGUUGAAGAAUUCCUGACCCCACUAUUGGGGAAGACACCUGUGACACAGGUCAACGAGGUGACGGGGACCCUGCGGAUCAAAGGCUACUUCGACCAACCUCUCAAAGCCUGGCUCCUGGAGAAGGGCUUCUGAGGCUCUUCUGAUGGCUCGCCACCAUCCCCACAAGGGCCCCUGAGACAGACGGCCCCAGGGAAUGCAUUUCAGUGCCUGAUGACUCCAAGGCCAGUGGGGCCCCUUUGUUUCAGCACCAGCAGCACCCCUGCUGCUCCCCGCUUGUGGCUGAACCCUAUUAGUUCCCUCACUUCUCAGCUGGGAAUCUUUGGGGAUGGCAAAAGACAGCAGAGGCCUUGGCUGGGGGAUGGACAGCCGCUUGGCCUCUGGCCUAGGAACAGUGAUCAGAUUGACCUGAUCCGAGUGCCUUUGGCAAAGGGCAAAGAUGACAGAACAGUAAGGGCCAGGGGGAGGGGCACCACGGCACGCCCUGGCACCAACUUUAAUGCAAGUUUUUAUUUUGGCCGUAUAUACAAUUGAAGCUAUUAAAAUUUGUACAAUAUUUACAAAUUAAAUAAUCUGAAACUGUCUCCA